This is a messenger RNA of Anopheles darlingi, 5311 nucleotides long. RefSeq lists its product as uncharacterized. Gene Ontology annotation, molecular function: polyamine oxidase activity. The record is from RefSeq and is a predicted model, not a curated record. The transcript has 5 exons. Lineage: Eukaryota; Metazoa; Arthropoda; Insecta; Diptera; Culicidae. The coding region runs from base 1040 to 4339 and encodes 1099 amino acids.
UUUACAUCGAACAUUCAAUAUAAAUUCUUUUCCUGAGUGCCAUACUGUUGCUUUGAUAGUAGACCAAAAUUUCCUUUGAUUGUCAAAAUGAAAAUCCAAAAUGGCGGCCAACGGCUCCACCGAGUAUACUAAAAGCACGUUGCCGGACCGGGCCCCACACGCAUGUUUUUCUCAGCUGAUAGGCAGCCCCCCUUCGUCGGAGUAGUCGGAGUUUCGGACGGCGCGAUAAAAGGUGGGCCCCAAGACUGCUCCCCAGAGGUGGGCUCCACGCGGUCCUUGCACCAGACGGACGGGGCCUAUCAAUCAAGUGUUGUCGUUCUGCAGGCAUCGCGGAUGCCGAGCCAGAUUGACGGACCGUGAUAUCGUCGAUUUCUGCAUAGAACCGCGGGCUCGCUAAUCUUAUCUCGGAAUUGUCCCCUGACGUGCAAAUCCCGCGUGUGUGUACGUGUGUGUGAGUGCGUGCAGCGAAUCUUGUUGUUUUCGUCGAGAUAGUGCUUUAUCGUUUGCUUUUGUCGCGAGAAUUUGCUCAGACCUGAGCCAACCGGAAUCGUAAAGGAGUAUUAUUUCCGUGGGGCAGCAUUCAACUCGCGGUCGCGCCAUCAGUCGCUGCACCAUCUGGAAGAGCACCAGGACACCAGAAGGGCACGAGAACGGAAGAGGGGUUCUCCAUAACAAUAGGACACCGCACCUGCACCUGCCUCUUGCAAAUUUGCAUCGGAACGGAACGAAAGCGAAGGCAACAAAAUAAUCACCCCCAACUCUUCGUCAAGGACCUCGGUCUCGGUGUGUGGUGUAUCGAUCUAUCCCGCAAGAGAGGCCUUCGCCCCUGGAUGUGGCUUGGUUGGAGCCGUAACGCAAGGAUACAUACAUCCGUCGCCUACUAAGAAGCAUCCUUGAGCAUCAACGAGGGUAGCGAAGAAAACAAAGUCACCGUUGAACGUUCGAGAACACACAUACACCACACAUCCUGGCCUACCACGACGGGCAGGUGGCGGAAGCUGGAGGCCAACCGGGGUGCAGCUAGAGCAGCGACAGGACGAUGAAUCCGAGGAUCGUAAUCAUUGGGGCGGGUGCGGCCGGUGUGGCCGCUGCCACCCGGCUCAUCGAGCGCGGCUACAAGAAUGUGAAGCUGCUCGAGGCAGAAAAUCGCAUCGGAGGCCGGAUCCAUACCGUCCCAUUCGGUGCCAACGUCGUUGACCUGGGCGCACAAUGGUGCCACGGAGAGAAGGGUAACGUGUGUUACGAGCUCGGUUCCAAGUAUAACGUGUUCGACUCGAACAGCGCCCGUUACGAACGGUUCGUGCUGACACGCUCCAACGGUGAACAGAUACCGAAGGAGCAGAGCGAGAAACUGCUCGGUCUGAUCUGGUCCAUCCUGGAGACGCACAAGCACGAACUGACCGCUUACCGUGGCUCGCUGGGAUCGUUUCUGGUGGGCAAAUUUCGGGCCCUGCUCGAGACAGCCGAGUACGCGGAUGUCAACAACGCGACCGCCUAUCAGGUGCUGGAAUUUUUCCAUAAAUUCGAAAACUCCAUCGAAGCCUCUGACAGCUGGUUCGAUACGUCCGGGCCCGGCUAUCUGCACUACUGGGAGUGUGACGGGGAUCUGUUGCUGAACUGGCGAGACAAGGGCUAUCGGACGGUGCUCGAGAUACUGAUGAAACGCCAUCCACUACCAAUCGCUUCGGAGGCGAUCAAUCUGGAGGAGUAUACCCACUUCAACAAAACGGUAGCCAAUAUUAAUUGGACCGCCGGUCCGGAUAGUCUCGUCAGCAUUCGGUGUACGGACAAUAGUGUGUACGAUGCGGACCACGUGAUUUGUACUGUGUCGCUGGGUGUGUUGAAGGAACGUUACCAGACGCUCUUUACGCCCGAUCUGCCACCGAUCAAACGGAAUGCCAUCCAGGGCCUCACGAUCGGAACGGUGAAUAAGCUGUUCCUGGAGUUUGAGAAACCCUUUUGGAGUCCGGGUUGGCAGGGCUUGAGCCUGAUUUGGGAUGCCGCGGAUUUGGAGGAGAUUCGGAAGCAUCGCGAUAGCUGGAUGGAAGAUGUGUUUGGGUUCUACAUCGUCGAUUAUCAACCGAACGUGCUGUGCGGUUGGAUUUCGGGCAAGAAUGCCCGCCGGAUGGAGCGUGCCAGCGAUGAGGAGGUGCGCAAUGCGUGUCUGUUUCUGCUGCGUAAGUUUAUGAAAAACUGUACCGUACCGGAACCGGUGCGGUUCCAGCGUACGACCUGGUACUCGAAUGCGAACUUCCGAGGAUCGUACACGUUCCGUUCGCUGACGACGGAUCUGCUGAAUACGUCCGCCUCGCAUCUUGCCAUUCCGUUGACCAACUCCUGUGGGAUGCCGGUGGUUCAGUUUGCCGGUGAAGCGACGCACGAUCACUACUACUCGACGGUGCACGGGGCGGUUGAGACGGGAUGGCGUGAGGCGAAUCGAUUAAUCGAUUUGUACGAUAGACUUAUACCACCCUUCAAUCAUGGUCCGAAGGCGUACGUCGAUGUGCUCAUUUUGGGUGCCGGGAUCGCUGGGCUGGGUGCCGCUAAGCAGCUGCGUAAUUCCGGCAAAAGUUUCGCCAUCCUCGAAGCCCAAUCCGUGCCUGGUGGGCGAAUCAGUACGAAGACACUCCGGAAACACCACACGGGCACUGGACCGAAGGGAGCGAAUCAGUUCGUCGAGGCAGGUGCCCAGUGGUUGCAUGGCCGCCAGAACGAGCUGCAUGAGGUUGCUAAGCGGAAUGGGCUUCUACGAGAGGAAACAUCGGAGGAAGGACUCGGUGAGUUCUUGCGAGACGAUGGCUUCCGGAUAGAUGAUCAUCUGGCGAAACGGGUCGAUUUCAUUGUCGGCCAGAUAUUGGAGCAAUGCGAAGAGUUUGCCCAGCGACCACCAGCGGAAGGUGCGAAAGAGAAAGAGAAGGAAAAGAAUGCAACACCCUAUCCGGCCUCGCUGGAGGUAUUCCUGAAGGAGCAGUUUCGGAAGCGUAUCGAGAAGGACUUUACCGCAGAGCAGAAGGUGCUGGCCCAGCAGCUGCUCGAUUGGCACUGCCGGUUUCAGAUCAUCGACAACUCCUGUCUGCACGUGUCGGAUAUUUCGGCGAAACUGUGGGGCAGUUACUCGUUCAAUGGCGAGAGCUGUCAGGCACACAUUAACAUGCGAUACGGAUUUCAGGCGCUCGUCAACUGCCUAGUGGAGGAGAUUGGGCUAGAGAAGAUCGUGUACAAUAAGGCGAUCUGCGAGAUCCGUUGGCUAGAUGGCCGGGGCAAGGUGCUAGUGAAGUGUACCGAUGGGACGGUGUACUGUUGUCAGCAUUUAAUCGUAACGUUUUCGCUGGGCGUUCUAAAGGACACGAUGGAUCAACUUUUCCAACCGAAUCUGCCGGAAAGCUUUACCCGAUCGAUACGCAGCAUUGGGUACGGUACGAUCGAUAAGAUCUUCCUACAGUUCGAGGAACCCUGGUGGGGUAAAGCGGAAGGCAUUCAGCUGGUGUGGCGUGACGAGCUGCGCAAGGAUUCCCACUGGACACGCUUCAUAUCGGGGUUCGAUGUGCUCAGUCCAGGGCCACCGAACACGCUGCUCGGCUGGAUCGGUAGCUACGGUGCGCUCGAGAUGGAAGCGCUGAACGAUGAGCAGAUCGUGAGCGAUUGUGUUUUUAUUUUGGAAAAGUUUACCAAGAAAAAAGUACCUAAACCUGUCAAUUACUACUGCACGCGAUGGAAUUCAAAUCGAUAUAUCCGUGGCUCGUAUAGCUACACUUCCGUUAACUGUGACCACGAGAAGAACUUCAUGUCCAAUAUUACGGAGACACUCAUAUGCAAUCAGUACGAUAAGCUGGGAGAAGAGUCACGUAAAAAGAAGGAACCGACGGUAGUCGCUGUAAGCCAGGCAACCACUUCCGGUAGUGUUACAAGCGCUAGCAGUAGCACCGGUAGUAGCAAUAGCAGCAAAACCACGUCCACGAUAACUGCAACCAGCAAGAAGGCUGCUACGACGACGGCAACCAGCACGACUACUACCGCUACAGUUAGCAGUACCAAAGGCGUUGCCAAGACGACGACCACGACGACGACGACGUCGACGACGGCAACGACGACGUCGACGGGAACGACGACAUCGUCUACAUCGUCGGCAAAGCCAUCGGUGGUGUCUACUGCCAGCACAGGCAGUAGCAAACCGAAAACGGCCAGCGUAGCUGGUGCCACUGGCAAUCAGACUGGUGUACGGAGCAGUGCCACGAUUCACUUUGCCGGUGAAGCGUGCCACGCCAAGUACUUCUCCACCGUGCACGGAGCGUAUCUUUCCGGCAUGGAGCAAGCAAAGAAGGUGCUCGAGCUGCAGUAGCAGCCGCAACCAACUAGAACGUGAUAGUAACUUGUAGGGGAGUCGAAUUAGCACCAAUUUAGUGACGCACGCUGCAACAUGCAAAACUUCACCGUAUAGUACCGUAAAAGCAAUCCCUCAAAACACACAACUCCCGAACACAACCGGGAACAAGGCUGGCAGGGUUUAAAAGUUAAACAUUUAAGCAUCUAGAGAAACAAAUGGAAAUGAAACAACCAAUUAGAAAAGAAGGGCGCCGCAGGCACAAUCUAUAUUUACUGUUUUAUCUUUCCUUGCCGUAGGAAACUUAAUCAAUUCGAUAGGAGGAAACUGUUGUUAUACAACUCUUUAACUCAGCCCCUCCCCCUCCAGCGUGGUUGACGUGGGAUUUAUGAAGCUCACUUUCCAUCAUCUGCUCCUGUGUUAUGUGCAUUUAUCUUCUUCCCAGGAUGGCCUGCCAAUAGUGUCAAACCGAGAGUAUAGAGAUCAAAUGUUAUAUUUACACUGCGUUGUUCAUGUUUGCUCCCCCUCUUCUCUUCCUCAUCUGUUCCUCAUUCAAUACGAGGAAACGUUGGUUCCUUUUUGCCCUAUCUUAAGUAGCGAAGCUUUAAACGGUGGCCAGUAACAGAGCCUCUAGGUAAGCGACAUUAAACUAAAUCAAAAUGAAGGAAGCAAAAGGGAGUGUAGGGGAGAAAAAGUUUGGAGCAGCAAAUACCAAUCAAAUUAAGUAGCAUAUUUUGAUCGAUCGACGAGUAGUAACGUAGUGUGUAGUGUGGAGUAGCGUAGCGAGGGGAAGACCGAACCGAAUUGAAUGUAAUGCCAAUCCCAGCAGUGAUAAGACGGUAUAGGAAGGUGAAAGAGAGCAGGCGAGAGGGUGUGAAAUGUAUUUUUUCCCCCAUUUUUAUUAGUGUGGAAUCUUUAAUUAGAGUCGAUUUUCUUGAAUACAUCAACAGUGAAAUGAAACUAUCGUCGCGUUGCUUCUCACUUUGUUCC